Messenger RNA from Thrips palmi, 2932 nucleotides. Its product is annotated as probable 2-oxoglutarate dehydrogenase E1 component DHKTD1, mitochondrial. Lineage: Eukaryota; Metazoa; Arthropoda; Insecta; Thysanoptera; Thripidae. Gene Ontology annotation, molecular function: oxoglutarate dehydrogenase (succinyl-transferring) activity; thiamine pyrophosphate binding. Gene Ontology annotation, biological process: tricarboxylic acid cycle. The record is from RefSeq and is a predicted model, not a curated record. The coding region runs from base 56 to 2848 and encodes 930 amino acids. The transcript has 18 exons.
CGAGUCUGUGCGCGUCCCGGCCCCCGCAGCCUUCGCAGCCUCCGCAGCCAUCGCCAUGGUGCCCGUGCCCGUCAUGUCCUCGAGCGUGCUCUCGCUGUGCCGCUGCGUGCCGGCCGUGCCCACCGCGCCCCGCCCCGCCUGGGCGUCCUGCAGCAGACUGUACCACUGCCGGGCGGGAGUGCACGGCUACAGGCCGCGACCCCACCAGCCGUUUCAACUGGACGGGAAGAAAGUGGAGGCCCGCAUCAAGCAGAGCAACUUCUACCGGCUGGUGGAGGCCUUCCGCGCGCACGGACACAAGGCCGCCGCCACCAACCCGUACCGCCUUGCCGCCCCUCCGGCUGUCCCGGAACUGGAGCCCGCUCGGUAUGGCCUCCGCCCCGAUGACGCCGUCCUCGCUGACGGCAUCCUGGACGCGCCGUGCUCCAGCGUGGGCCAGGCCGUGGCCUUCCUGCAGGAGGCGUACUGCGGCGCCAUAUCCACAGACACCUCAUACCUCGAGGACGAAGAGCGAGAGUGGCUGGCGUCGCGCCUGGAGCACCUCAUCUCGGAGAAGGUGGCCGACGAGCAGGCGCGCGCCGUGUCCGAGGCCAUGCUGCGCUCGCAGGCCUUCGACAACUUCCUCGCCACCAAGUUCGUCACCUUCAAGCGCUACGGCUGCGAGGGUGCCGAGGCCAUGAUGGCCUUCUUCCUGCAGCUCCUCGACUCGGCCGCCGAAGGUGGCCUGCAGCAGCUCGUGGUGGGCAUGCCGCACCGAGGCCGGCUUAACCUGCUGACGGGGCCGCUGCUCAUGGACCCCCGCAUCCUCUUCCGGAAGCUCAAGGGACUCAGUGAGUUCCCCGACUCCGCCAAGGCCACGGGGGACGUCACUAGCCAUCUCAUCAGCUCGGUGGACCUGCCGGUGAAGGGCGGCGCCUCCAUGCACGUCACCGUCCUCUACAACCCCUCGCACCUCGAGGCCGUGAACCCCGUCUCCAUGGGCAAGACGCGCGCCCGGCAGCAGUCCCUCGGCGACGGACACUACGCGUUGGCGGAGGUGCGGCGCUGGGGCGACAAAGUGCUCAAUCUACAGAUCCACGGAGACGCCGCGCUCCCCGGCCAGGGCAUCAACCAGGAGACGCUGGCCCUGAGCCGCCUGCCGCACUUCGAGGUUGGCGGCUCGGUGCACCUGGUGGUCAACAACCAGGUCGGCUUCACCACGCCCAGCGAGCGCGGCAGUUCCUCCCGCUACGGCACGGACCUGGCCAAGGCGGUCGGCGCCCCGGUGCUUCACGUCAGCGGGCUGCACCCCGAGAUGGUCGUCAAGGCCGCGCGCAUCGCCGUGGAGUACCAGCGCCACUUCCGCAAGGACAUUUUUGUCAACAUGAACUGCUUCCGUCGCUGGGGCCACAACGAGGUGGACGACCCCACGUUCACGAACCCCAUGCUGUACCAGAAGAUCCACGCCGGCAGGAGCGUCCCGGACACGUACGCCGCGGAGCUCGAGCAGAGAGGCGUGCUGCAGCGCGAGGAGGCGGAGAAGACCGUCUCGGCGCACACGGCGUGGCUCAACGACCAGCUGCGCGGCGUCGAGGACUUCGUGCCCAAACCCUCCUACUUCCAGAGGCAGUGGACGUCGCUGCGGCAGCCCGAGGCCGCCGUCACCGCGUGGGACACGGGCGUGGACGUGCAGCUGCUGCGCCACAUCGCCAACAAGUCCGUCGCCUACCCGGAGGGCUUCAACGUGCACCCCCACCUGCAGAAGACCCACGUGGCCGCCAGGCUGCGGCGCGCGGAGGACGGCACCGCCAUCGACUGGUCCACCGCAGAGGCCAUGGCCUUCGGCUCGCUCCUCGCUCAGGGCUUCGACGUGAGGCUCAGCGGGCAGGACGUUGGCCGCGCCACCUUCUCGCACAGGCACGCCAUGCUCGUCGACCAGGCCACCAACGACAUCUACAUCCCCCUGAACGCGCUGCAGGAGGACCAGAAGGCCUUCCUUGAGGUGGUCAACAGCCCCCUGUCCGAGGAGGCCGUCCUGGGCUUCGAGUACGGCGUCAGCAUCGAGAGCCCCAAGCGGCUCGUCAUCUGGGAGGCGCAAUUCGGGGACUUCUUCAACGGCGCACAGAUCAUCAUCGACACCUUCGUCACCAGCGGGGAGACCAAGUGGAUGCAGUGCUCGGGCCUGACGAUGCUGCUGCCGCACGGCUACGACGGCAUGGGGCCGGAGCACAGCUCAUGUCGCCUCGAGCGCUUCCUCCAGAUGACGGACUCCAGCGAGACCAAGCCGGACGGCGAGGACGUCAACUUCCAGGUGGCCAACCCCACCACGAGCGCGCAGUACUUCCACUUGCUCCGGCGCCAGAUGCUGAGGGGAUGGAGGAAGCCGCUGGUCGUCGUGGCCCCCAAAAUAAUGAUCCGCAUGUCCGAAGCGGCCUCUAGCCUCGUCGACAUGGGGCCUUCCACAACGUUCAAGCAGGUCAUCGGUGAUGUCGAGGUUGACGCGCUGGCGGUGGAGAGGGUGGUACUGGUUUCGGGCAAGCACUACCACGCCCUGGCCGCCAAGCGGCUCGAGCUGGGCCGCAAGGACGUGGCCCUGGUCCGCGUCGAGGAGCUCUGUCCCUUCCCCGUGCACCACCUGCAGCAGGAGCUGGCCCGGUACAAGAAGGCAAAGCACUUUAUAUGGAGCCAAGAAGAGCCGCGUAAUAUGGGCGCUUGGACCUUCGUCAAGCCUCGAAUGGAGAACAUGCUGGGACGAAAGAUUUUCUACACGGGAAGAAAGGCAAUGGCGACGCCUGCGGUCGGAGUUGGUCUCGUUCAUCAACAAGAGGCAAGAACAGUUAUUGAAGAGCCAUUCACAAUCAGUCUGUGAGAAAUGUGCAUGAUGUGUGAAGCUGAAUUAGGUCAACAAAGUUCAAAAGAAUACAUUAUUUAGUCAGAGCAUUUCCAUACGAUA